AUGGAGUCAAUCAAGCACAAGAUGGACACCAUGGUCAAGGAGAAGGAGGCCGCCACCGAGAAGGCCAACUCUCUCGAGGCCGAGGCCCAGGAGUACGAGAAGACCGCCGCCAAGUUCGAGAAGGAGGUCUCCGAAAUCCAGCGAAAGAUCGCCAAGGUCGAAGAUGACCUCGAUAUCACCAUCUCUGUCACUAAGGACACUGCUGAGAAGCUCGAACUCGCUGAUAAGGAAGCCGUCGAUGCUGAAUUGCAGGCUGGUGCCCUCAAGCGACGACUUGCCCUCCUUGAAGAAGAAACUAUGCGAAACAAGGAGCGACUCCAGGAGAACAUCGAGAAGUGCAAAUCCAUCGAGGCUUCUGGCCAGGAGAACGAAGACGCCCGAAAGGCCGGUGAAGCUCGAUCCUUCGCCGCUGAAGAGUCUCUCGAACAGAUGGAGACCCAGCUCGAGGAGGCCAACGAGGUCGCCAAGAUCUCCAACCAGAAGUUCGAAGAUGCUUCCCGAAAGCUCAAGGUCGUUGAGGGCGAUUUGGAGCGAGUUAUUGAGCGAGCUGAAGAAUUCGAGACCAAGGCCCGAGAACUCGAGACCCAGAUCCGAGAAAUGGAAGCUAAGGUCAAGGAGACCGAAGCUAUCACCAUCAAGAACGGUGAGGAAGAAGAGAAGUUCGAGAACAAGAUCGCCCACCUCCAGGAAGAAUUCAAGUCCCAGGAUACCCGAGCUGAAUUCGCCGAGCGAUCCGUCGACAAGCUCGAGUCCUCCAUCGACGGUCUUCUCGAGUCCCUCAUGAACGAGAAGCUCAACUACCGAUCAAUCUCUGAGAAGCUCGACAAGACCCUCAACGACAUGAUGUCCAUGUCUUAA
This is a messenger RNA of Oikopleura dioica, 858 nucleotides long. The record is from the annotation of a GenBank genome assembly. Lineage: Eukaryota; Metazoa; Chordata; Appendicularia; Copelata; Oikopleuridae.